GAUCAACCUGCUGUGUCCUUGCUCUGGGUGUCUAUGAUCCUGCCGAUCUGAAUACGAUGGAGGGCUAGAAGCUCACAGCCACUUCAUACCCACUUACCUUUGCUUCAAUACAUACUGAAGCAAAUAGGCAGCAACGUGAAAUAGCUAUAAAAGGGGGCCAUCAGUCCGUUGCAUUUCGAUUCUCCAGUUCUACAUCUUCAUCCCAACACAGCUUCAGUUUGCUUUCAUAAAUAAUAUCAUCCGCACCAUGGCAUCCUACCCAGAGAAUGUUGGCAUCAAGGCCAUGGAGAUCUAUGUCCCAGCCCAGUGUCUGGAUCAGACCCUCUUCGAGCAAUACCAAGGUGUCUCCGCCGGCAAGUACACCAUCGGACUAGGCCUCCAGUGCAUGAAUUACUGCACCGACAGAGAAGAUGUCUGCUCUCUGGCUUUGACAGCUGUGUCCUCCCUCCUCAAGAAAUUCAGCAUUGAUCCCAACUCCAUCGGACGUCUCGAAGUAGGCACGGAAUCCCUGAUCGACAAGGCCAAGUCCAUCAAGUCCAUCCUUACAACCCUCUUCGAGCCCUCCGGCAACACAAGCAUUGAAGGUAUUGACACUAUUCACGCCUGCUACGGCGGGACCAACGCCCUCUUCAAUGCCAUAAACUGGGUCGAGUCACGGUCCUGGGACGGCCGGGACGCCAUCGUCGUAGCAUCUGAUAUUGCCCUCUACAAGGAGUCUUCCUCCCGUCCCACGGGUGGCGCAGGCUGCGUUGCCAUGCUCGUUGGUCCCAACGCACUACUCUCCCUAGACCACAGCAUCAAAGGUGUCUACAUGACGCACACAUACGACUUCUACAAACCAGACCUCAAAGCCGAGUUCCCUCUCGUUAAUGGUCAUGAAUCCAUCACUUGCUAUAUUCGUGCCCUGGAUGGAUGCCACAAGGACCUCCUCCGUCGCAGAAGCAUAAACAAUAAGAACGUGGAAAAUGUCCUCGACCUCUUCGACUACAUGGCUUUCCAUACUCCAAACUGCAAACUAGUGAGCAAGUCCUAUGGUCGACUCAAAUACAACGAUCUUCUACAUCAAUCGAGCUCGAAACCAGACCCAGACCUGACCGACAUCCCGCCUGAGCUCCGCACCCUGACCUACGAAGAAUCCCUCAAAGACAAGAACCUAGAGAAAGCGCUCGUAGCUCUAACCAAGAACCAGUUCAAGGAGCGCGUUGAACCAUGCAUCACUGCCCCAUCCUUGUGUGGAAACAUGUACACAGGCAGUCUCUAUUGCUCACUUAUCAGCCUGAUCAGUAAUAUCGAUUUGGCUAAUGCGCAGGGGAAGACUAUUGGCAUGUUCAGUUACGGCAGCGGUCUAGCCAGCACUCUCUUCGCCCUGAAAGUAACAGGCGACUUGGCGCCCAUGGUUGAGAAAAUUGAUCUCAUGAAUCGUCUGAAGCAGAGACAUGUCGCUACUCCGGAGGAAUAUGAAGAGGCCUGCGCACUCCGACUAAAAGCCUACGGAAGCAACAACUAUACCCCAUCUGGCGACAUAGCUUCCCUAGCACCGGGAACAUACUACCUGGAGAAGAUUGACGAGGUGUAUCGGCGGACUUAUGCUAUUAAAUCUUGAUCCUGAGGAUCUCUGGGCUUACUGGUCUGGGGCAGUGAUGAUUUGUUGCUCAAUUUAAACUAAUCAAUAAAGGUCGGUCUCCAUCGGGAAUUCUUCUGUUCCUAUCUCAUUUCAGUGUGACCUCUUUAGGUAAAGGACUUGGUACUUAAAAUCAAUGGAAAUAAAUCGCUUCUACUUGAUCAAA
Molecule: messenger RNA, 1787 nt
Organism: Aspergillus eucalypticola CBS 122712
Lineage: Eukaryota; Fungi; Ascomycota; Eurotiomycetes; Eurotiales; Aspergillaceae
Product: hydroxymethylglutaryl-CoA synthase
Exons: 5
Coding region: 248-1603 (451 amino acids)
Biological process (GO): ergosterol biosynthetic process; acetyl-CoA metabolic process
Molecular function (GO): hydroxymethylglutaryl-CoA synthase activity
Source: RefSeq, a predicted model, not a curated record